AUGCCUGUUUUCGGCCCGACGGAUGAUCCGGAUAUGCUGCCUCCAUCCGUGGCUUUGCAGGAAUCGAGACCAGCGGGGGAGAAUUUUAGGCCCUGGAGGCGAUUCUCUCAUUCGACUACCACUACUACUGCUGCUGCUGCUGCUGCUGCUGCUGCUGCUACGACUACCACUACCACUACCACUACCACUACCACUACUACUACCACUACUUCUUCUUCUCUGCUAGAGCUCUUCCUCCUCCUUCUCUUCCUCUGUCUCAUUUCUGUCUCUGAUCAUCCUCAACCGUAA
This is a messenger RNA of Aspergillus ochraceoroseus IBT 24754, 288 nucleotides long. RefSeq lists its product as uncharacterized. Lineage: Eukaryota; Fungi; Ascomycota; Eurotiomycetes; Eurotiales; Aspergillaceae. The record is from RefSeq and is a predicted model, not a curated record. The coding region runs from base 1 to 288 and encodes 95 amino acids. The transcript is spliced from 2 exons.